AUGCAUACCACAACUAUUUUUGACCAAACUGCUCGCACUAGAACUGGCUCCUUUGCCUGCUACGAUGACAUCAAGACCAUAGCUGGUGUUUUAUCAUGUAAUGAUAUUGUGGCAGAAUUCGAUAAUGGAACCACCCCUUUGAUCCAACAAAGCCUAUCUAGCAAACAGCCCAUACAUUUUAUGCCUACUAAAGUUAGUAAUGAUACUGAAUAUGUAAAUGGGAUCUCCACUUAUAUUUUGCAUAUCACUGAUACUUUGAUUAAUGGGCAAAAGGCAGUCAUAAAUAUUACAGACAUCAAACUCUUUUUUGAUGUUGAAGUACCUGAAGAGAUGCUAUUAUCUAUGUUUAAGACCAAAUUAGUUAAAAUAUUAUCUAAUAUUCUUAAUAGCACAUCGAAGUUUGGAAUUGAGACUAUUAGUGCUUUCUCACUUCAAGGGUAUCAUACAGAAAAGAAACUAUAUAUUCAUGUGAGAACAUGGAACUACUACAACCGGUAUAAUGCAUUAAAAGCAGUUCGUGCUGUUGGUAUGUAUACAGCUUCGGAUGAUCUAAAUUGCCAGUAUUAUUACUGCAAAGUAGCCUGUAAAGAAAGAUUACCUCUUUCAAGUUGGGCAGUAUUAAAUGAUUAUUUAUAUGAACACAUUCAGGGGGAGGUCCUAUCCAGUACAAUCUUAAAAGAAGAAACUAGAACUGAAAAAUAUCCUGGAGCUUAUGUUUUCUCACCAGUAAAAGGUCUCAAAAAUAGACAUCCUAUAACUGGCUUAGACUUUGCAUCAUUGUAUUUGAGCCUUAUCAUAACUUACAAUCUCUCAUCUAAUAAAAUAAUUUUAUCUCAAGAGGAUGCUAAACAAAGUGAAAAAGGUCUCUAUGUUAAUAUAUUGGAAUAUUUAUCUGGCAAACAGAAUAAGAUGAAGAAAUGCCUUGCCUCUUUAAAAGAAACAAAAGAAGACAUAGGACUGGUAAUAGGUUUAAUGGAUAAAGGUUUGUCAUUACCAGAAGCUAUCGAGCAGGUUUUAGCAAAAGCAGAGGAGAAAAAAUCUGAAGCUCUACAACUUAUAAAAAAGGGCUUGACAUCAGAACCUUAUCUUUACCAAAUUUCAGAACCAGGCGAGCACUUUGAAUAUAUUGUAGUUGAAAAUAAUUUAUCACAGAAGGUAGGAGAUAAAAUGGAGUAUCCUGAGCCAUCAUCUGAAUCCAUAGAAAAAUCGAAGAAUGGCAAAGAUUUGGAUAAAGAUGAUGUAUUAAAUAUGAAAGAUACCUUAGCACAGAAAUCAGCUAAAAAUAAAGUAGUAAAAUGCUCAGGUAAUGUUGGUUAUUACACUUCCUUCCUUAAUGCACUAGAUAAACUAGAAGAAUCUGCCCACUUAAAGGUUUUGUUAUUGCUCAAAGAAAUUUCUAAAAUCGAUGAAUGUUAUAAAGAAGAAAUGUAUAAAUUAGUUACUAAGUCCAGUAAGCGUAAAUCGAAAGCUAUGAUCUUAGAAAAAUAUAUAUUAUCAUAUGAUCUAGAAAAUGAGUAUAAGCUACUAGCAAAUUUCUGA
Molecule: messenger RNA, 1539 nt
Organism: Cetraspora pellucida
Lineage: Eukaryota; Fungi; Glomeromycota; Glomeromycetes; Diversisporales; Gigasporaceae
Source: the annotation of a GenBank genome assembly